GUUCACCUGGUGAGGUCAAUGGUGGGAAUGCGGUUUCUGGAAUCUUCAAAUCCUCAAUUCCCAAGCCAUCAACACCGGACAAGAGCCAAAUCUUUUUCAGACAACUCCGGCUGCCACCGGUUAGCUUAGGGUGACAACCUUGACAACUCCUUCCCUCCAGCACUGACGACAGCUUCCGCAACUGCAUUGACGCUUGAAGAAUGAGGUGCCACAACAACACAACCAUUUCUGCCUUGAGCGGUUCUCGUCGUCGACGCCUUGCGUCUUCUUUCGCGGAACAACUAGAGCUGAACAAACCGUCUGAGGUACAGGUAUUACUGUAGCUCUCGGUACCGGAACAUCAGAGUAGCUCUCUCACAAUGAGUCUGCCAUUAAAAAGAACAAUUAGGUUUACCACGGAACAUCAGGAGGACAAUCGGUCUUCAGAUUGCUCUGCUUCUGCGUCAUGUUGCUCUUCAUCGUCGUCUGAAGCAACCCCUCGCAAGAGAGCCCGUUGCGAUUGGAAAUCGACAUCCAAAGAGACAACAGAGCAGAAAACCUUGUCUGGGUUGCAAGACCUGUUUGAUGGACGACGCUGGCGAGGCGGCAAGAAGUCCUCUGUUUCCUCUCCUGUGACGUUUCGGUUGGAACAUCGACAAGGAGGGCCUCUGGCGACUUAUCCAGGAGAAGAGCGAAUCUUGCUCUUUCGAUCAGAUUUGAAGGGCGCCAUUGCCAAGAUUAUUUUCUCGUACAACGAAUUCGAGGCAGCCGCCAAGAUUCACGUUUUGGAUGUGAAGGGGAGCUACCGAGGUUUUGAUCUAGGUGGACUCCUCUUUUCCGAGACCGUGAGGACACUGCAAGAUCGAGGAAAAGCUGUCUGUUGCGAACUGGAUGCGGAAGAAGAUGUUCGACGGCACAACAAGUUGGUUGGAUUCUAUUCCCAGUUGGGGUGUGUCGUCAAGCCCAAUACCAGGCCUCAGUUUCUCAACAACAAUGAUGGAGAAACCUACCGCAAGGUCCCCAUGCAGAUUGACUUGCAGGCGACAGCAGAUCAUCCAUCUUGUUUGAUAAAAACAACCAUGGGAGGAUUUAUGCCCAUUGUGCUGUUGGGUUCCAAGGGCAGGGAAGGCAAACUGGACGAUAACAGUGGCAAGAGGCAACAGCACUGGCUCAUGGCACAAGAUGGGCGUGGUCACGUUCAAUUUCGAACAACCACGGGGCAUUACCUGUCCAUCGAUCCAGAGGGUCGCUGUACCGAGCAAGAAGAGCAGUCUUACAGCAACGGCACCUCGACAUUUGAGCUGAGACGAAUGUCGGACAAUCUAGAAAGGGCAGAAGAAACAUCGGAACAUGAUCUUUGGAUUGUCCUCUCGCAUUUUGGGACCUAUCUGUACCUCGAUCCCAUCAGCCUACAUUUCGAAGGUACCAAGACGCCCUCCUUUUGGAAAUCCAACAGUGACGAGUUGAGCCUUACUUGUACUUCGGAUACGCCUCCUCGAAGGCAGUUCUACCGACAAUCCUGGAUUCGACAAACAGUGCACUUUGUCCAGGAAUGUAAGAAGAAGUAUCAGUGCUGUCAGCUGGGACGAAUGACUCUCCAAGAAGCGCUCACACGGGUCAAACACAGGAAGGGGUUCCCCUGGCGAAUGGAUGCCUGUGACAUCUCCCUUCGGUCUGUUUGCUUUGAAACAGCCGAAGCGGCACGAGCUGCAGGACAUCCUGAUUGGGUCCAGCUUGUGGCACUGGUACAUGGUUUGGCCAGUGUUGUUCAUGAUCUCGAAGAGGGUGCUGCUGGCGAGAACGACGACUAUGACUGGACCCUCCCGAGCACAUCACGAGUGGUGGGUUGUGCCCAUCCCAACAAUGCAAUCUUUACCGAAUUCAAAGACCUGAAUAGCGACGAACAUGAUGAUCGCUACAGCACUCCCCUGGGAGUUUACACGCGCCACUGUGGGCUGGCAAAUGUCGACCUGACUUGGUCUGGUCCGGAAUACCUUCACAUGAUGCUUCAACACAAUGAGGUGGAUCUUCCACAAGAGGGCUUUGACCUCCUUCGCCUGUUUCAGUUGCGUGAUUGGCACACGAAGGGACUCUACGACUCUCUCGCCAACGAGGACGAUGAGGAAAUUCAGUCCUUCAUCGUUGACUUUGACCAGCUGCGAAAACAUACCCUGGAGGUGUGUUUGAGUUCACCCGAGUUGACGGAUACGGAAUGCGACCAACUGUGGCGGUCGCAUUAUGCUUGCAUUGCUGCAAAGUUUGGCGCUGAUGUGGUUUUGGAGUGGUAGCUGCUUACGAUCCAUCACAGUUUGACAAAAGUUUUUACAUAGGAAAUAGAAAAGAUAAAAGAAUACAUUACUAUACUAGCAUGGAGUAGACUCCGAAGAAUUAAGUUUCUAGAGUAUCGGAUUAUUCGCAA
Messenger RNA from Seminavis robusta, 2398 nucleotides. The record is from the annotation of a GenBank genome assembly. Lineage: Eukaryota; Bacillariophyta; Bacillariophyceae; Naviculales; Naviculaceae.